Messenger RNA from Paramecium sonneborni, 2855 nucleotides. The record is from the annotation of a GenBank genome assembly. Lineage: Eukaryota; Ciliophora; Oligohymenophorea; Peniculida; Parameciidae.
AUGAAAAGUGUAUAAAAGCCAACCCAAAUUUAAGCAAUAAAUAGGCAAUUCUCUGUAUCUAAAGAUAUGGGAAAUUUUUCUAUGUAAUCUCCAGAUAAAUAAAUCUAUUGUCCAAAAACAUAAUCAUAAGCAAAGAUUUAAUAAUAUGGUCCUUCCCCAUAUAUUUAAUCACCUCAAUUUGAUGCUAAGUAAGUAAACUAAAAUAACAUAAUUAUUUAACCUUCACCUCCUUAAAAAUUAGACAACUCCUAUCAAUAUAAGCCUAGUGUAAAAAAUGGAUCACAGAACAAUGAUAUUUUUAAGCCACAUAAUCAACAAGAAGCAAUUAAAUCUUAAAAUGAAUUUAAACCAUAAUAUGAAACUUAUAAAUAUGAAUAUAACAAGACUUUUGCAGGAACUUUUUAAAGUGAUGCAAAUAAAGAUUUAAUAACAGAAAGAAAAAGUAAUACAACCAAAAAAGAUGGAACAACUCUUAUUGAUUCAAAAGAAAAUUAUUAAUAAUUAUAAGCAAAGUCUUCAUUCACAGAUAAUCAUCCUACUGUAGGUAAUAGUAGAUUAUCUUCAUAAAAUAUUAAUCUGAUCUAAUCAAAACCAAAGUUAUAAACUGAAAUUUUUAAAAUAUCUGGUUCUUUAAGAGAUUUAAUGUCAUCUAUCCAGAAGAUGAUGGGAGAUGUUAGAUUACCUGAUCAAAUUAAUGAUAAAAUGAUUGAAAUUUUAGCUAAUUUUAGAAAAAUAGAAGAAAUAGCAAAUAAUGAACCUAUUGCAGCAUCUGAUAAUGAUUCAAAGAUUUCUACUAUGGCAGAAGAUUACAAUAAAUUAAAAAAUAUCCUUGAAUAAUUAUAAACAAAAAUGACAGCGCUGGUUUAAGAGAAUUAAAAAGUAAUUAUUAAUUGAUAAUUUUAGUUAAAUAAAAAUUUAAUAGAAUAAGAAUAAAAAGUAGCAGAAGAAAUUAAAAAAAAAUAAAUAGCUGAAGAAAAAGCAAAUCAAGCUAAUAAAGAAUUUAAUCGAGUAUUUGAAUGUCUUUAAAUAAAUCAAAAAGAAAAUGAAGAACUUAAAAAUAAAAUCAUUUAAUUAGAAAGUUAUAAAAAUUUGUCAAGUUAAAACAAUAACAGAUUAUAAGUUGAUGAAAUUAAUAAUUAUAAAAUAAAAAAUCAAUAACUUUAAAACGAACUUGAACAAUUGGAAUAAAAAUACAAAUAAUUAUUGACAGAGAAGAAUUAAUAAAAAGAGAUUCCUAAAUCACCAUAAAUUCUUAAAUCAAUUCAUGCUAGUAGUUCAAAAUAAUCAGAAUAAUUGGAAUUAAAAUUAUUAUAACUUUAGAUAGAGAAUGAUAAUUUAAAAGCUGAGAUGGCUCAUAAUUAAGUUGAUUCAAAAGUGAUCGAUAGUAAAAAUGAAAUGAUUUAGAAAUUAGAAGAUAAAAUAAAAUCAAUUUUAAAAGAAAAAAGUAUUUCUGAAGAAUAAUCUAUUUAGAUUUGUAAUAAUUUAGAAAUUUUGAAUGAAUAAUUAAAGAAUGGUUUAUAAAAUAAAGAAAUAGAAGUAUCUAAUCUUUAAAAAUAAAAAAAUGAAUUAGAUAGAGAAUAUAGAAAUUAGAUAAACAAUUAUAAUUAAAUGAUAAAAGGAGCAGAAGAUAAGAUUUAGAUAGCAAAACAAGAUUAUUAAAAGUUAUUAGAAGAAUUUAAACAGAUUGAUAUUAAAAAAGGGAAAUUGUAAGAGGAGUUAAGAAAUGCAGAAAAAAAACUAGAUUAAUAAAAUCAAGAAUUAUCAUUUACAAAAGGUGAACUAAAGAAAAACACAGAUAGAAAUUAAUAGCUUCAAAUAUAACAUGAUUAAAUGAAUUAGUAAUUAUAGUAAUAAACAACAUUACAAUAAUAAUUACUUUAAUAAAUAGAAGGAUUGAAAUAAAAUGAAUAAAAAAUGAGAGUGGAAUAUGAGAAACUUGAUAAAUAAAUGUAGGCUGUAAAAUCUGAGAUGAAAUAUUAAGUAACCGAGUUAAAUGAGAUGAUAUCGUUGUAAGCUAGGAAAACUUAAGAAAAAGAAAGAUAAUUAAAUGAAUUGAUUGAAGAAAUGGGUGGUAUGAAGGAUUAAUAUGAAGUAUAGAAAAGACUUUGUUAAGAGAAUGUUAAUGAUUUAGAAAGAAGAUUAAAAAAUGUUAGGUUAUAAUAAGAAGAACUGUUAUAAGUGAAAGAAUAAGAAAUUGUAGAUUUAAAAUAAGCUAUGGAAUAAUAAAUAAAAAUGCUAGAUAAAAGAAAUGCAUUAACUUCAUUUGAUUUUGAUUAAAGAGAAUAAUAACUUUAAGUAGAAUUAUAAAGUAAAAAUGAUUAAAUAGAAGCAUUAAAAUCAGAAGUAGAAAAAGUUAGGAGCAAUAAUUUUAAUAUUUAAGAAGAAUUAUUAAGAUAAGGGAUGGUAAUAAAUCAACAUUAAGCUACAAUUGUCGGUUAUAAAAAUGAAUUAGCAUAAUCUAGAUAAGAAUAAUAACAUUUAAGUGAGAUGUUAAAAAAGAGAAAAGAAGAAACAGAAUAAUUACAUUAAAAUUUAGAAGAGAUGAGAAGGGAAGUUUAAAACAAGAAGAUGUCAGAUGAUAGUAGGAGUAUUAAUUUUAUUUUAUUCUUAUUUUAGGAUCAGUAUUAAGAUAAUAAGAUCUUUAGAUUGCUUUAGAGAAUUUAUCUAGAGAAAAUUUAAGCUUAUAAUAAAAAAUAAAUGGGUUUACAAAUGAAAUGAAUAGAAAAUCCAGAGAAUUAUAAGAGAGAAAUGAAGAAUAUCAAAUAUUAAAGAGAAAGUAUGAUGAAACUGUAGCAAAUUUAGAAAGAUUAGAGAAGAGAUGGGGAGAGAAAAUAGAUUUACAUAGAAAAAAUUGA